AUUAGAAUUAGCUAUAUAGAAGAACUAAUUAAUGAUUGUCAAACUCAACAUACAGAGCAGACUUUAGCUUUUUGCACAACUGUAAGAACUGAGUAUACAGCGAGUGCUUUUACAGAAAACAACUAUAGUACUUCAAAUACCAUAUCUUCAUCUCCUUCUGAAGUACAACUCUUCUUUAAUACUUCUCUAUCACUAACUGCUACCAGUUCUAUCAACUACCCAAUAUCAGAAAUCUAUGAUGAAUCCUUACUUGAAAAAGACUUUAGUGAUGAAGAAAUUGAACUACUCACAAACUCUUUAA
Racocetra persica is the source of this 301-nucleotide messenger RNA. Lineage: Eukaryota; Fungi; Glomeromycota; Glomeromycetes; Diversisporales; Gigasporaceae. The record is from the annotation of a GenBank genome assembly.